AUGACAUAUGGUGCCACGUUGCGCGUGCCAUCGGAUUUCUUAGUGCCGACUGGAACAGAAAUCGAAGACGCAGAUUUGGUACGCCGUCUCACUCGCACGAUGGCUACACUAGCACCUGCACCGCAACGGUCACAUGAGAACAAGCCAUUCAUCUUCAAGGACCUUGAAACGUGCACUCAUGUCUUCGUAAGGAAUGAUUCCGUCCGAGCACCCCUCACCCCGCCGUACGACGGACCGUACGAGGUUUUAAAAAAACAUGAAAAAUAUUUCAAAAUAAAAAUGCCUCUCCGUACUGCUGUCGUGUCGCUGGACAGGCUCAAGCCCGCCUUCACAUUCAGUGACACGACAGUCAGUACUUCAGGAGCAACGAAUACGGUGAGAGGAGUUUCAUCGAAGCGCACAGUUCCAGAACAGCCUUAUACAACAAGAAGUGGUCGCAUUGUUAAGAAAACUGUACGCUUCUCUUGA
Molecule: messenger RNA, 468 nt
Organism: Danaus chrysippus (African queen)
Lineage: Eukaryota; Metazoa; Arthropoda; Insecta; Lepidoptera; Nymphalidae
Source: the annotation of a GenBank genome assembly